UGCAUUUCGGCUGGUACCGGUAGCAAGAGUUAUCGAAUGACAAGUAAAAUUGACAUUUACGGUGUUUUCCAUCGAGAGGCUCUUCCUCAUUUAUCCUCCAGUUUUGAAGGUUCUUCGUGCCGCCUUGAUCGCCCCGCCUCGCACUCGGUCUCGUCCGUUUGGCUCACAGCUCAGCCAUGAGGAAACUCUGGGGCAAAGCGGGUCUGUUGGGGUCGGUGUCGGUGGCGUUCGGCUCGUUGCUCUGGUCGCAGAAGAAGGUGGAACCGGACCAGGUCGCCUCUCGUAACACGCCUGCUGACACAAACCCCAGCUCUCCCUAUGAACUGAAGCUGGUUCAGGUCUUGUUCCGGCACGGCGCUCGGACGCCGCUGAAGUCCAUCCCCGACGUGCUGGAGGCCCAGUGGGUGCCGACGCUCCUGGAGCCUCCGCCACACACACACAUCAACUACGUGGUCAGGGACCUUCAGGGGGGGCCGCAGCCCCCGGCGCCCGUGGAGGACAGCUACCGGAAGAACAUACUGACGGGCGGCACGUUCCCCGGCCAGCUGACCACGCUGGGCAUGCAGCAGCUGUACGAGCUGGGCAAGCGGCUGAGGAGGAGGUACAUCGAGGACGACGCCUUCCUCGGCUCCACCUUCAGCCCAGCGGAGGUCUAUGUGCGCUCCACUAACAUUGUGAGGACCAUUGAAUCUGCCAAGUGCCUGAUAGCCGGGCUCUUCCAUCAAAAACAAACAGAAACAGUUCACAUCCUCACAACCACGGGAGAAUCAGAGAUCCUCUAUCCUAACUAUCACGGAUGCAAGCUGCUCAAACUCCUUUGCAGCCACCGCUGGGCAGAGUCGUCCACUCUGCCAGACAUUGCCGCAGACCUGCAGAGCAUCCAGAGCGCGCUGGGGAUCGCUGCUCACCAGCGCGUCGACUUCAUCCUCAUUAGGGAUGACAUGGUUGCCAGAGAGACUCACGGCCUGCCCUGCCCACCAGCGCUGGACAGCUGGAGAGAGAAGGUGGAGCAGAGGGCUGUGGACAUGAUGUGCCAUGUGUUUCAACCCAGCAAGAGGGAGAACCUGCAGCUGUCCGUCGGGCCACUCCUGCACAUCCUGUUAAAUAACAUUGAGGAGAAAGUCCAGGGCACUUCAGCGGAGCCGAACAGGAAGCUGUUUUUAUACUCUGUGCACGACACCACUCUGAUUCCCUCUCUGAUGGCUCUGGGGAUUUUCGACAUGAGGUGGCCACCGUAUGCAGCCGAUCUCACGCUGGAGCUGCACCAACACCAGCAGACCAGCGAGUCCUUCGUCAAGGUGUCGUACAUUGGCCAGGACCAGCUCCUGCCAGGCUGCAGUGGAAUCUACUGCCUGCGGAGUUCAAACAAGAUGCUGUCGCGGUAUUCGCUGAGCUCGGAGAACUACCAGACGCUCUGUAACAGCACAGACGACUCGACCGAAACCGAACCCUGACCCUGAACCCUCCACAACCCAACCAGGCACACAUCAUGGCUUCCCACAUCCUCCGCUAACACUCACUAAAGUCACUUCUGGAUUUAUCUAUGCUUUCCUUACAAUCAUUCAAUGCGGUGGUUCACAACCGCGUCUUUCUUUCUUGGAGCCUCACUGAGAAAAGCUGCGCACCAUCAGAAUACCGAUUUGCUAAAACAUGACAGUGACGCUAAACAUUAACGGACACAAACACUCUCACCAACAAACAGUAGCAGCCGGAAGUUUCCCGGGUCUGCUUCACUUUAAUGUGAAUCAAGUUUUGACAUCCUCAGAGCACUUCUGCCGAGAGUGAAGAGCAGUGAAUGAAGUGGUUAUGUACUGUAAACCUGAUUUCACUCUUGUGUUCUCUAAGUUUUUUUCCUUUAUGAUACUGAAACCCACACAAACGGCACAUGAAUACACCUUGCCGUUUUUAAAAAGAUUUCUUUUAAACAUUUAGCAAAAAGCACUGAAAGACGAGGAAGUCGUGCAUUUAUUGGGACUAUUUAUUUGAGUGGGUAUUUAUCAAGACAUUGCAUGAAUGUUUUAAAUAAUGGUAAUGUCGUUACGUAUAGUAAAUCUGUGGCUCUUGUGUCUAUCCUUUUAUUUUUUUAAACAGGUUUUUGUUUCAUGAUGUAUACCAGGUGUACACUAUACAAGAAAUUCAAUGUUGGUUUUGCUUUUUUUCUUUUUCUUUUUGUGGUUGUUUGACAAAAUAAGCAAUACUAUCAGCCUUUUCCUCAUGAACAGAAAGCAUUACAGAAAACUAAUCCCGCUCCGACACAUGGACUACUUGAAGCUUGGACAAUAAGGAAUCAAUGAAUGUAUCCGAUUGCUGAUGCAAUUAUUCUGCCAAAUUGGUUGGGUUCACAACCAUAUUAUCUAAAGUAAUCAUUUCAUUCCUCAGGGGAAUACUGUGAGUUUCAUGUCCUGAAUUUAAUAUCUAAGAAAGAAGGUUUCCAGCAGGUAGACCUAGCAGCAGUGUGUGAACAUCUCCAUGACUUCUGAGACGCUUUACACGACGCUUCAGGAUGGAAACGUUGCCUUUCUCAUGAGGAUCCGUUGGUAUUAUAAGACCAGUCUGCAUGGAUUCAUGCUGCUCGUAUAGACCCCAAUGUCUCUGUGUUACAGUAACACAGCAUGUACCUCAUCAGCAGGAGUAAGUUCCUGACCUGCUGCAUUAAAUGUAAAGACAGGGUUUGAA
Salarias fasciatus (jewelled blenny) is the source of this 2676-nucleotide messenger RNA. It is a transcript of the gene acp6, whose product is annotated as acid phosphatase 6, lysophosphatidic. Gene Ontology annotation, cellular component: mitochondrion. Gene Ontology annotation, biological process: lysobisphosphatidic acid metabolic process; dephosphorylation. Gene Ontology annotation, molecular function: lysophosphatidic acid phosphatase activity. The record is from RefSeq and is a predicted model, not a curated record. Lineage: Eukaryota; Metazoa; Chordata; Actinopteri; Blenniiformes; Blenniidae.